CCUUUAAGGGGCAAGGUAACCACACCUUCCAGGUGUGGCCACCUGGCUGGUGACAUGUGAUGACAUCAUAAGUUGCUAGGCAACCCAGAAGCAGGUUUGGUUCCAAAAUCCUAACACUGAGUGUGGUAGAAAGUAAUGUUUCAGAGGCUAAGUCUUGAGAGAAAUCUGAAGUUUAGGCAAUGCUGACCUUCAGUACAUCGGGUGGGAAGAAAGAAGACAUCCAGGUGGAUGGCAGAGGCUGACGGAUCAGUGAGCAUAGCAAGUCUUGGGCGUAGCUGGCUCAGUGAGAAUUGGUACCUUGUUAAAAAUCAACUCACUGUAGAUGCAUAGGUGUAUUCCUGGACUUUCAGUUCUAUUCUGUUGAUCUGCUGUGCCAGUGACCAGUACCACACCAAUGUUUGAGUUACGAGGCUACUUUUUUUUUUGAAGAGAUCUCAUGCAUGAAGCACAGUGGUCCUCAUCAACCAGAAGCAGUAGAUUUUACCAGCAAUCCAUCACAUCCCUUUUGAUCUGGUUUUCUUUUUCAAAAAGUAGAAACAUCUCUUUCAAGUUAUUUUUGUUGCAAAUCUAAGCAAAUGGCUGACCAUGAUUUGGGUGAAAAACCUACAAAGUGCCCAAACUGUGCAUCUUCUCAGGCUGGCCUGCUGUGCCUGUGCUCACCAAGCCAGGCUCCAGUUUUGGUGGUGGAAAUGUCACAGACAUCGAGUAUUGCUAGUUCAGAAAUGUUUGCUUCACAAGAGAGAAAAAAAGAAAGAAUUUCCAGCAGAGAAUCUUCUUUGAAGGAUUUGACAAGGUUUCUCUGUGUAGCCUUGCCUGUCCUGGACUCUGUAGACCAGGCUGGCCCUGAAAUCACAGAGAUCUGCCUGUCUCUGCCUCCGGGAGUGCUGGGACUACAGUCCAUAAGAACUUCAAAUGUGGAGAGAAAAAGUUCUCAGGGACAGUGGAGUAGAAGCCAUAUCACAGAAGGAAAAGUCCCACACAUAAGAAUGGAGAAUGGAGCCGAUAUAGAGGAAUUCUAUACCUUCGGAAGAAUAUUGGGACAGGGGAGCUUUGGAAUGGUCAGUGAAGCUAUAGACAAAGAAACAGGAGCUAAGUGGGCAAUUAAAAAAGUGAAUAAAGAAAAGGCUGGAAGCUCUGCGGUGAAGUUACUUGAACGGGAGGUGAACAUCCUGAAGAGUGUCAAACAUAAACACAUCAUCCACCUGGAACAAGUGUUUGAGACGCCUCAGAAAAUGUACCUUGUGAUGGAGCUUUGUGAGGAUGGAGAACUCAAAGAAGUUUUGGGUAAAAAAGGGCACUUCUCAGAGAAUGAGACAAGGCAGAUAAUUCAAAGUCUUGCAUCAGCCAUCGCAUAUCUUCAUAACAAGGAUAUAGUGCACAGAGAUCUAAAGCUGGAAAACAUAAUGGUUAAAAGCAGCUUUAUGGAUGAUAACAAUGAAAUGAACUUAAGCAUAAAGGUGAGUGACUUUGGCUUAGCGGUGAGGAAGCACGGCUCCAGGAGCGAAGGCAUGAUGCAGACCACAUGUGGCACUCCCAUCUAUAUGGCACCAGAGGUUAUCAAUGCUCACGACUAUAGCCAGCAGUGCGACAUUUGGAGCAUAGGUGUCAUAAUGUACAUCUUACUGUGUGGAGAACCACCCUUUUUGGCAAAUUCAGAAGAAAAGCUCUUUGAAUUAAUAAGGAAGGGAGAGCUGAGGUUUGAAGAUCCAAUCUGGGAUUCCAUAAGUGAUUCUGCAAAAAAUGUUUUGAAACAACUCCUGAAAGUAGAUCCUGCUCACAGAAUCACAGCUAAGGAACUUCUAGAUAGCCAGUGGUUGACAGGCAAUGCACUUUCUUCAUCUAGAACAACAAAUGUAUUAGAAAUGAUGAAAGAAUGGAAAAAUAACCCAGAAAGCGAUGAGGACUCCAAGAUGGAUGAGAAGACUAAGCCCCCCACUAAAGAAAAUUUGAAAAGUGUCAAAAUCGCGGGAAAGGCCCUUGAUGCCAAUAACAGCCUGCCAUCUGCAAAGACAGCAAAGCAGGCCACUGCUGCAGCCAAGAAGUCUGAUUUAGAUGAUGUUGACAUGAGCACCUCAAGCUCACCAUCCAGCAAAUUCCUUUCUUCUGGACUCAAAGAAGAAUCAGAGAAAUCCUCCGGGCCUGUAAGCCAGGCAGCAGUGGUUAAGAGCACACUGAAAACCGCUUCCUUGGUGCGAGGCAAGAAAAAAUUGUAAGGUCUGUCCGGUGCUGAACAGUGUAAGAACAGACCGCUCCUCCAGCACUGAAGGAAGGGGACAAGAGGGGACAGCACAGCAUGAGCUUUAGCCUUUGGCUCUGCUGAGCACUGCAUGUGUUUACACCAGUUUAAAGUUGAAGCUAGUUACUCCAAGCAGCACAGCCUGCACAGGGCACUGAGGACAGCCGUGGACAUGCUUGGGGCAGGCUGCUGCCCUGACCAACUCGAGGCGUUCCAGGGUUGUUUAAGAGACAAGUGCUCUCAGUGCAAGGCUGGGCCUACUUGUUCAGUUCUACUCAAAUUCUUAUAUUUAGGCACAUUUAUUGAUAAGGGAAUACAAGAAGCCAAAUGCAGUGAUGGAGGUUCUACAUGAUUAUGUGCACUUUGCACUAGGAGACUUUGUUAGAUGAUUGCUAAUCAAAUGGCCACAGGCAUUGUGGCAGAAGUGACACAGCCCCUUACAUGUCACUGUGAGUCUAGUUGCUAUAGAUUAUUUAAGACAACUUAUUUUAAACACAGAAAAGUGGGACAGUUUAUAAUUGCUUGAAUUGGCUUGCUGCUGUAUUCUCAUAUUGAUUAAAUCAAUAAACCCAGAUGCUUCCACGCAUAUCCAUUUUAUGUUAAGGGAGGGUGACAUUAGCAAGUUCUCUGAGUGUUUCCCCAGACAGCUAAUGCUGGUCUGUUGUCUCUGGGGAAGGACUGAGACUGGACAGGAAGCACAUCAUGAGUUGGUAUUGGGGGUUCUCUUUCCUCUGGUAUUAACAGCUCUGCCACUACUGGUUAAGCUGGGUAAGCAGAUGCCUCUCUCACUAUCCCAAACAUUUAAAAAAAAUUUAAAUUUGUUUUUAUCUUGAUAAAGUAAUAACCUAGUUUCAUUUUGAACCCCGUGGGAUUGUCAGUUUGUCUCUAGAAUGAAACACACCUAUAAACUGACUCAAAAGCUAAAAGAGGUACGUGCACCUCUUGUUAUUAGUUCACCAAGGUACCACUGGGGUCAGACAGGUCAGAGAUCACACUGGCAUGUGCCCGUUGUCUUAAUUCCUUUUCUAUUGCUGUGAAAAGAUACCACGACCAAGGCAACUUAUACAAGAAAGAUUAUGGUUUCAAGGGGCAGAAUCCAUGAUGCAGAGCAAAGGCAUGGUGGCAGGAAUAGCUGAGAACUCACAUCUUGAUCUACAAGUAGGAGGCAGAGAAAGAGAGAUACUGGGAAAGGCACUAGUCUUUUGAAACAUCAGAGCCCACCCCUAAUGACAUCCAUCCUCCAACAAGGCCACACCUUCUAACCCUUCUCAAGCAGUUCCACCAACAGUGACCAAGUAUAUGAACCUGUGGGAGGCAUUCUCAUUCAAAUCACCACACUCUUAUUCUGGCUGAGUUCUGCCAG
Meriones unguiculatus (Mongolian gerbil) is the source of this 3599-nucleotide messenger RNA. RefSeq names its product serine/threonine kinase 33 (gene Stk33). The record is from RefSeq and is a predicted model, not a curated record. Gene Ontology annotation, biological process: protein phosphorylation; mitotic DNA damage checkpoint signaling. Lineage: Eukaryota; Metazoa; Chordata; Mammalia; Rodentia; Muridae. The transcript is spliced from 16 exons. Bases 576 to 2213 code for a protein of 545 amino acids. Gene Ontology annotation, cellular component: cytoplasm; nucleus. Gene Ontology annotation, molecular function: protein serine/threonine kinase activity; ATP binding.